Pseudogymnoascus verrucosus is the source of this 1149-nucleotide messenger RNA. RefSeq lists its product as uncharacterized. The transcript has 2 exons. Lineage: Eukaryota; Fungi; Ascomycota; Leotiomycetes; Thelebolales; Thelebolaceae. The record is from RefSeq and is a predicted model, not a curated record. Bases 1 to 1149 code for a protein of 382 amino acids.
AUGUCGCUUAGUGUAUUCGUGGGCGGCUUAUUCUCAAAUGGACCAGAACAGAUGUUAAGGGACUACUUAUUUGCGCCAGCCACUAAAGCCGCCGUGAGAGGGUUUUCCGCCGCUCCCCGCCAGCUCAAAACCCGAACCACCUCACAGCGCCUCAAACUCCUCCAGUCCAUCUACGAGCCUGCCUUCAGCCACCUGAGGCCUGGCUCCCCAGAGUACGAAGGGCUCGCAAACUCCGGAAAAGUCUGGGAAGACCACUUCAAACCCCGUGACCUGGGGCCAUGGCUUGAGACACAGAAAAAGCUAAAGAGCAAGUUGGAAUCUGUGGACAAGUUUAAGAUAUUUUUCGGGGAGCGCCCACAAUUACGCAUCUCAGUCACUCACUCUCUGGUACCUGAGUGGGCGCACCAAAGCGUGGCUAUCGAAGCAAACCCACUGUCACUCGGAGACGCCUUGAUCUCUGAAGGGCUUGAGAGCCAGUUCUUCUCACGCUAUGAAGAUUUUGGGACAAUACGCACCCAGGCCCUGCCAGAUCUCGAUCUUCCUCCUGCUCGCGAUCUGUCUUCUCAGAGUCCCUCCAAAGUCGCAGAGCUGAGAAAUCAUAUUAUUGUCUCCCGCCACGUCAGCGACUCUGCUCUUGCCAACCCCGGAACGGCAGGGAUAUCACUCGAUGAGAUCAAACUACUCACUCGCACACUGCUACGCGGCACAGACUCUGAAGAAGCAGCCAAGUACUCCUGGGGCCCAAGAGUCCCUCUCGGCGAAUUUCGCGCCUUACCCAUCUCUGUCAGGUCGAAUCCUCUGAGGGUAUUCCCCUACCACCAAGAGGUGCCCGCGUGCACGAAACGUUUCUUUGAGUGGCGUGAUAAGACUCACGCUAUGGGCCAACUACAUCCCCUGAUCUUCGCCGCGAAGCUGUGCGUUUACUUUGCUUCCGACCAUCCUUUUCCUGAUGGAAACGGGAGGGCGAGCCGGGUUAUGAUGGCGGAUUAUCUGAUCCGUCAGGGGUUUUUGCCGGUUGUUUUUCAGGAUCUCGAGCGGAUGGACUAUCUUGGAAUGAUAUCUGAGGCCCAGGAUGGUGAACCAGAGGGACUGUGCGCAUAUGUUACGCAGACAGCGCUGGACAUGAUGUUCACGAUCAGCGUGCGCUAG